Molecule: messenger RNA, 5339 nt
Organism: Silurus meridionalis
Lineage: Eukaryota; Metazoa; Chordata; Actinopteri; Siluriformes; Siluridae
Gene: magi2a
Product: membrane associated guanylate kinase, WW and PDZ domain containing 2a
Biological process (GO): receptor clustering; signal transduction
Cellular component (GO): cytoplasm; dendrite
Molecular function (GO): type II activin receptor binding; beta-1 adrenergic receptor binding; SMAD binding
Source: RefSeq, a predicted model, not a curated record
AUGUAUGAAAUAAUGUUAUAUAUUUAGUAUAAAAAUGUCUUUUUAUUAUAUUUAUUAGGUGCCGCGGCCCCGCCCAUUUCAAUCCUUGCUCAUUUGCAUAAAGUUCAUGUAAAGACGCCGAUCGAAGUCUCCACCCACCCUGCUCGGACCACGCCCAUUUCUCUCCACAACCGGCCAGUUCUCCUCGGAUUCUUGUAUAAAUCCGCUCCUCUUCUCUGGAAAUGAAUGACUUCCGGCCACUCUAAUCGCAUCCUGUGUGUGUGUGUGUUUCAGUGUAGCUGUAACUACAAGCAGCAAAAACUUUUUGAAGAACAAUAAACCUCCUAAAAGAAGAAGAUGGACAGGAGAAGGUUCUGUUAUGGUCCAGUGUCCAGAUGUUUACAGCUGUUAGAUUGUCAUUAGUGUUGCAGUAAAAGAGUGCGUCUGGGGUUUAACACGGAACAGAAAGUUUUGUGUGUGUGUGUGUGUGUGUGUGUGUGUGUGUGUGUGUUGGGCUCUAACUCGGACGUCCGACAUGGAUCCUCCAGACAUCUGAAGCCGUUUUGCCGGAGUUCUGGAGAACUUCAACAUCAAGCAUGUCCAAAAAGCAGAAGAAGAGAAGCCACUGGAGCAGCAGGGUCCAUGAGGUGGUGCUCGCACAGGAUCUUCUCAGCAUGGACCUCAAAGGAGGUGCAGAGCUCGGCCAGUUCCCCCUGCUCGGAGUUCUGGAUGAUGGGAGACCUGCAGAGGGACCUGCCCGGGAGGAACUCGUACUUGAGGUGAACGACACGCCGGUGCCGGGGCUGACCAGCAGGGACGUGAUGGCGGUGAUGAAGCAUUGCAGAGCCCCCGUCCGCCUCACAUGCGUCACACCAGGAGGAGUUCUAGAUAAAGAUCUCAAGCUCUACCUCAGUCUGCGCUUUCAGAAAGGUUCUAUAGACCACGAACUGCAGCAGAUCAUCCGGGACAACCUGUACCUCCGCACUGUGCCCUGUACGACUCGGCCGCCUAAAGAGGGAGAAGUUCCUGGAGUGGACUACAACUUUAUCAGCGUAGAGAGUUUCCUCCACUUACAGAGAACUGGAUCUCUGCUGGAGAGCGGAACUUAUGAAGAUAACUACUACGGCACACCCAAACCCCCGGCGGAGGCGGGCAGUGCGCUGCUGAUCCCCGGCUCCGCCCCAAACGUAGCCAGCAAACGCAACAAAUCCAUCAGUAACAUGGAGAAAACUGGCAUCGAUCCACCUGAGGAGGAGGAGGAGGAGACUAACGCCGUCAAUGGAGAUGGAGUCACUGCCACACCAGAUUACAGUGAGCCGGAGGAAAAGAGUACAGACGACUCCGGGGACACGACCCAUACAGACGGGGCGGUGAGAGAAGAGAAGGAGGAGAAUGACCCAGUAGGGGCGGAGUCAGAGGAAGAUAAGCCCCGCCCUAAAGAUGAACACCUUGAUGAGCUCGGACCUCUACCUGAUAACUGGGAGAUGGCCUUCACAGAGAAAGGAGAGGUCUACUUCAUUGAUCACAACUCUAAAACGACAUCAUGGUUAGAUCCUCGUCUAGCAAAGAAAGCUAAACCACCAGAGGAGUGCAAUGAAGACGAGCUCCCGUAUGGCUGGGAGAAAAUCGAUGAUCCGGUUUACGGCAGUUACUACGUGGAUCAUAUAAACAGGAGGACUCAGUUUGAGAAUCCGGUUUUGGAAGCUAAAAGGAGACUGCAGAUGCAAAGUCAAGGCCUUUCCUCACUUCCACUACCUGCUCUAUACAGAGUGGACGAGGGCAUGUCGUUCUCCACGCUGCCCCGGGCGAGGCUGGCGUACGCAGGCCCGGCUCCUGAGCGCUCACACAGCCUCACCCACUUACCCGAGGCCCCCCUGAGCCAGCCCCAAGAGCUCGGACCGCACGAGAAGUCUUUCUUCACGCGAGACCCCACGCAGCUAAAGGGCAGGUUCCUCUCGACAACACUGCAGAAGAGCACCAUGGGAUUCGGCUUCACAAUCAUCGGCGGAGACGAGCCAGAUGAGUUCCUGCAGGUGAAGAGCGUGAUUCCAGACGGUCCUGCUGCACAAGAUGGCAAGAUGGCUACAGGCGAUGUGAUCGUUUACAUAAACGAGGUGUGUGUUCUCGGAACGACUCACGCCGACGUGGUGAAGCUAUUCCAGUCUGUGCCCAUCGGGCAAAGCGUGACUCUGGCACUUUGCCGUGGAUACCCUUUACCCUACGAUGCGGAGGAUUCAGGAAACACCAUGAUCUCGCCUUUGGGCCUUAUAGGAGAUCGCCCCCUGCUGCUUAACGGGCGCAACUGCACCACGUAUGACACAUAUAUGGAGUACUUGAGCCGCACCGCACACUUCUUGGAUGACGGCGUCUCGCUGGCUUCCUCGGGGACCGAGUUGAUUGGCGUUAGCAUCGUGAAGGGGCCAGAUGGAUUUGGCUUCACCGUCGCAGACAGUGACGGAGGUCAGAGGGUAAAGCAGGUUCUAGAGCCUCAGCGAUGCCCAAGUCUGUGCGAAGGAGACCUGAUCGUGGAGAUCAACCAGCGGCCGGCCCUCACCCUUUCUCACACACGAGUGGUGGAGAUGCUCAAGGAGUGUGCCGUUGGGGCCGAGGCCACCCUGCUAGUACAGAGAGAGAGAGGUCACUUUUUACCCUGGAAGAAUCCCAGUCAGGUUUUGGAGCAAUGGGACCCUCAAGUUGGUGUUUGUGCCCCUGUCCUGCCCCACAGCGCCCCCUACCUGCCAUGGCCUUCAGCUACUGACCCCCCUCAGGGCCUUGACCUCAGCAAACCCAAUCCUUUUGACCUGUACACCCAGUCCAGGGCUUUGUAUGAGAGUAGGCGUAAGGGGCGUGACCUCUGUGUGUAUCCUGUCAGUCUCAGUGAAGGAGAGUUCCAGGAGGUAGAAGUGAACAUCCACAGAGAGAAAUCCGGCUUUGGUUUUAGGAUCCUGGGAGGAGAGGAAGCAGGACAGCCUGUGAGUCCGGAGGUUCCUGAGAAGAUCCUGAUCGGGGCGAUCGUAGAGAACAGCCCGGCGGAUAAAGAUGGCCGCCUGCGUCCCGGAGACGAGCUGAUUUCGGUGGACGGGAUCUCAGUGGCAGGGAAACCUCAUCGCCACGUCAUCGACCUGAUGCACGUGGCGGCUCGGACCGGUCACGUCAAACUGACAGUUCGGAGGAGAACGCAGCCCGUGGGAGACUCGUGUCCUCAGAACGGACGCAGUCCCGGCUCCGUCUCUACCCAGCACAGCUCACCUCGGAGCGAUUUCAACUCUGGGAAUUUCUCUGAAAACGUACAAGGCGUCCCUCAAAACUCUAUCCCUAGUGCCACACCCCCACCACCCUCAGACACGCCCACCAGCCAGGCCAGUGAUGUCAUCAUCCAGCGCAAGGAGACGGAGGGGUUCGGGUUUGUCAUCAUCAGCUCGCUGAACAGACCCGAAACAGCAGCAGCUGCAGCGGUUCCUCAUAAGAUCGGGCGGAUAAUCGAGGGCAGUCCAGCGGAGCGCAGCAGAAAGCUGAAGGUUGGAGAUCGGAUCCUGGCGGUGAACAAUCACUCCAUCGUCAGCAUGGCGCACGCUGACAUCGUCAAACUCAUUAAAGACGCGGGACUGAGCGUUACUCUGCGUGUCAUCGCGCAGGACGACACGAGCAGCAGUCCUUCAGCUGCUAGCUCGGAGAAACAGAGUCUGGCCCACCCGAGUCCGGGGGCAUGGAAUACCCAAGUUGAGAUAGACACGCCCCCCAAAACACACCCAAGCCCGGCCAAUCAGACGAGCCCUGAGAGCCAGGAGAGCCCGCCCACCCAGGCUGCAACUCCUCCGGUGCAGAUGUACACGUACAGGUCAGAAGUUAAAGCUCGUCAGGACGUGAAGCCCGACAUCCGACAGCCACCAUUUACUGAUUACCGUCAACCGCCCGCAGAUUACAGACAACCUCCUGUCCCGGAGUACACAGACACACCACUGCUGGACUACAGACACACGGACCCCCGCUCAUACACCAUCACUGAGUACAGACACAUACAGAACUUUGAUUUCUUCACUGUUGAGUUGGAAAAGAGUGUGAAGGGGUUUGGGUUCAGUAUUCGAGGUGGGAGAGAAUACAAGAUGGACCUGUUCGUGCUCCGAUUGGCCGAGGACGGCCCGGCUAUCCGCAAUGGCAGGAUGAGGGUUGGAGACCAGAUCAUAGAGAUUAAUGGUGAGAGCACACGUGAGAUGACACACACCCACGCCAUCGAGCUCAUCAAGUCUGGCGGAAACAGAGUGAGACUGCUGCUGAAGAGAGGAACGGGACAGGUACCCGAGUAUGAUAGCUCCACCCCCUGGGAUCCUAACCCUACAGCCUCCUCAAGCGUGUCGGAAGUAGCUCCGCCCCUUGAGAGCUUUUCCAACCCUUCGCCGUCAUUCCAUGUGAACUCAUCUCCAGAGCCACCUCACGCGCCGCCGAUCGACACGGAAGCCCCCGAAAGCUGCCACCAGGGUUCGAAGGUGGGCCUGGGGUCCGGCAGGGGGCAGAACCGGCACCGGGAGGGCAGUAGGUCCAGACGCAGAAGCUCCGGCGGGAACAAGGGGCACCAGAAUCGCUCCAACGAGGUGAAAGUGGAAUCCAACAAGAGCCGAUCCAAAGAGAGAAAACGGGACCCGGGCAAACUCCUGCGUGGGAACGCCGAGAUCACCAAGGGUAGUGUGGAGGGUGCCGGAAGCGUGCAGCAGGUCAAAGGUCAGGCGUCCGAGCCAGACAGAGGGACGGGCGAGAGAAAGACGGCGAGAAACGCCGCUAAUACAGCGGGCAGGAAGGUGACCGUGUCCCCAGGGCCGUGGAAAAUCCCCGGAUCGGAUAAACUCCCGAGCAGCCUGCGUUCAGCCUCGUCCACUAUCAGCAGAUAAAACACUCACUCACACACACACACACACACACACACCGUUAGCUUUGAUUAGCUUCUUUAGCUCACUCAGCCCUGAAGUGACGACCGUUAUGCCCCUCUUCCACCGAAAAAAACUUUUUCGCCCUCUUGUGGACAAACAAAGCGAAUUUGUUUUUAAUUGCUUUGUUCUAAAAUUCUUGAUUUCAGAACCUUCAAGAUGCUCACACUCUCUCACACACACACACACACACACACACACACACACGCACACAAGCAUUUUUACCUUUUUUAUUUCUAAGUUAUUCUUUUGAAAGACUCGGGACACCCAACACCUUAAAUAAAAACUGGAAGUUUAUUUUCUCAGUAAUGGAAAGAUGAUGAUGAUGAUGAUGAUGAUGAUGAUGAUGAUGAUGAUGAUGACGAUGAUUAUGAUGACGAUGGAUGUGUUUAGCAUCAGAGGAGAAACACCAAAACCCCGAACUCUUACACGCCUCAGAAC